Molecule: messenger RNA, 2571 nt
Organism: Phytophthora megakarya
Lineage: Eukaryota; Oomycota; Peronosporomycetes; Peronosporales; Peronosporaceae
Source: the annotation of a GenBank genome assembly
AUGGCUACUACUCCGAUCUUACGACACUUUGACCCAGAUCGGAAGACCACAGUGGUGGUGUACGCUAGUGAUUGGGCUAUCUUGGGAGCAUUGAUGCAAGAAUACAACCAGAUCUACUACCCUCUGACGUUUGCGAGCCGUACUCUGAAGUCGAAUGAGCUAAACUAUGGGAUCGCGGAGAAGGAAGUACUAGCCCUUCUGAGGAUCCUUGAUCUUAAUUACAAUGCGUUGGUCGGGCGUCCGAUCCGUGUGUUAACCCGACAUUCAACAUCUACGGCCUUACAAGGACGUUUAGGACAAUGGGCCGCUCUGUUGUCGUCUUGGACACUUGAGAUCACCAAGUGUGUCAAAGGAGAGGAUGAGGUCUUGGGAGCACUAGCAGCCAGUAUUACCCCUAGAUCCGAAGUGGAUAAGACGUUGAUCUCAAUCGCCCCCAAAAAGGAGCCAAGAGGUAAGAUCCAAGCUCCGAUCCCCACUAUCAGACGAGAUGAGGAGCUGUAUGUCGUCAGUUUCGAUGGAUCAGCCCGUGUCAAGAGAGGUGGAGGCGCCUACAGCGCGAUCGUGUGGAAACUUCCCGAAUGCUGCCCGAAGGGAGAAUCAGGGUAUUCCGAAGGCCUGACGGUGAAUGAGGCACAAUACCAUGGGUUGUUACUAUGUCUGGAUCUGUUGGAGGGUCUGGAUCCGCAGCGUCUGGUGAUCUGCGGAGAUUCAAACCUGGUGAUCCGACAAGUACAAAGUGAAAUCGAUUGUAAGGCACCGGGUCUGACACUGUUACGUCAGCGAGCCUUGGAUCGACUACGUACUUGGCCAGAUCAUGAGCUGUUACACGUCGACUUGGCUUCCUUGAGCACGGCUGACAGCCUAGCAAGUGAUGCGCUACAGCGGCAAUGUGGGAUCGAGAUAGAGUCUGAUGCAGAGAUUCAGGAACUCCUAACUUUAAACAGGUUGGAUGAGGUCCUGAUAGUGAAAGUCGAGGAAGAAAUCGUACGGGUAUCAGCGGUGACGACCCGAUCUAAGGCUAGAUCGGGAGUACGUGUGGGAUCUGAUCCAGACGCUUUACGAGAGGAAGGCGUGAGAGAGCUACGGAUCGAGCGGAUCCGACAAGUCGUGGACAUGGGUUUGAAGAAGUAUCUAAUUGGGGAGAUCAGGGAUCUGACACAAGAAGAGGCUAGAAUGUUCGGAUUCAUUGCCAUGAAUUACGAAGUGGAUCAGCGGGAUCUACUCUUCUAUUGCCCGACAUCUAAGGAAGCGGCCGCAGAUCGAGAUAAGUUGAUGCGACUGGGGGUCAUCAAGGGUUCGGUCGCACCUAUGAUCGGAUCCGUGAUCACUUCCACUGGAGAGCGAUAUGUGGGAGAAUAUGUCGACUGUGAAACAGGCAAAGGAAGCCCUCGGAUCCAGGGCGAGUCGCCUGGUAACCUUCGGGCAACGUACCCAUUUCAGAUCAUUGCCAUGGAUCAUAUACCCUCGCUGCCUAGAUCCUUCAACGGCAAUACCGAAUUGCUGAUUUUCGUGGAUCUAUUCUCAGAAUAUGUGAUCACCAAAGCUAGUGCCUCCAGAUCCGCUCAAACAAUCGCCGAGACUUACGAAGAAUGCGUCUUUCGUCGAUUUGGCGCGAGCGAGGUGAUCCGACAUGAUCGGGAGCCAGGCUUUAUGUCUGAUUUCUUUAAGUCGUUCAACAGGAUCCUGGGACAACGUCAGCGGGCUACUAUGGCAUAUAGACCCCAAGCCAAUGGAUCUGCGGAACGUAUGGUCCAGACAAAUACCAGGGCUCUUAAGAUGUACGUGGAAGCUCUGGAUCAACGAGAUUGGGAUGAGUACGCUGAACGACUCACCUUCGCGAUCAACACCGCAAGGGAUCAGAUUCGAGGCGAAACACCUUUCUAUAUGAUACAUGGCUGGGAUCCUAGAUCCACUCUGGAAGCCAUGAUCCCGGUGCGAAGCACUCGCAAGCACGAUCGAGAUCCAAGAAGGUGGCGGUAUCGGAUGCAGAAGUAUUAUCAGCAGGCCAGGGAACAGGUGAACCAACGCCUACGAGAAACGAUCGCGGAUCGGGCCGAUACGCAUAAUGAUCUAGCACGACCACAUCCUGUAGAGUCUGGAUCAAGGAUCGAGUGCGUGAAGGUUAUGCAAAAAAGCUGGCAGCACGGCCCAUUCCGCGUUGCCGAGAAGAUCGGCGAGUACGCUGUAAGGUUGGAGAUAGCAGGAUCCGCAUACAGCAUUGUCCCGGAGGUGCAUGUAUCGAAGAUCAAACUGAUCAAGAUAUUUCCAGAUCGACCAGUAAUUCGGCAGAACGGAUCAGAACAAGAUCGGGUGGACUUCGAUGAAGCUCUCCUACCAGAAGAUAGCUGGAACCAAGAUCGGGAUCCGGAUGAGUAUGAAGUAGAACGAAUUUCCGAUAUGAGAACUGGCAAGAGAACGAGAUAUGGCCUGAUCGACCGAGAAUUCCUGGUACAUUGGCGUGGAUAUGAAGAUCCGACUUGGAUAGACGAAGGAGAUCUCAACUGCGGUGCUCUUCUGUAUGAAUUCUUGCGAGAUCGUGCUAAUCUCAACCGUUUCGGUGUGAUGCAAUGA